AUGCCUCUGGAUUUCACACAAGCGAACAUUCAAGCUGGUUUUUGCAAAACUUGUAUUUAUCCGUAUAAUCGUAAUCUGUUCCAAGAAAUCGACUUUGCACCGUCUUUUGUAACGGACAGAACAAACCCUGAAAUUGAAGAAAAUAGUCGCGCAGCAUCAUCCCUUGUACCGGACAGAGCAAACGCUGACAUUGGAGAGACUAAUUCUGCAGAAUCAUCUUUUGUAACGAAUAGAACAAAUCUUGACACUGAAGAAAACAAUUCUGCAGCUAACAAUAAAAUACCAUCGACACAAGAAUUUGAUUUUUUAGCUUCCUUUCAAACAGACAGACCAAACCCAGACGAUGGAAGGAACAAUCCUGGAUCGAUCGAUGAAAUACCGCUUCUUUAA
This is a messenger RNA of Parnassius apollo (apollo), 390 nucleotides long. The record is from the annotation of a GenBank genome assembly. Lineage: Eukaryota; Metazoa; Arthropoda; Insecta; Lepidoptera; Papilionidae.